AUGACUAUUUCCAAACCUGCCCCCUCCUCCACCGAGGCAGUCUUCCCAUACAUCAACCAUGACCCAUCCACCCUCCCACACUCCAUAGACCCCUUUACCAUCACCACCGCCUCGGGCUUCAUGCCCUACCAGGUCGCCCCCACCCAGCUCCCUCCUAUCUUCAAACCCCUGACCGACCUUCUGGAACGCAUGCCCGUCCUCACCCUCAACGGCAAGCCAGGUCUCCUAGCCACCUAUGACCUUGGUAAAGCCGUCGAGGGCUUCCCUGAUCUCACUGAUGAGAUUGAUAAGGUUCUUACUAAGGAUGCGUAUAUCCUUGAGCCGUGUUGGGAGAAUUGGUGUAAGGAUCCUGACAGUGGGUAUGGCUUGGGUAGAGAGGUUCUUCCUCACAAUAUUGCUGGGCCUAUGUGGCGUUGUGCUGAGAUAUUGGACCUUCCCCCUUUCCUGUCCUAUGCCGCUUCUUAUGCUCUAUUCAACUACACUCUUGAGAAUCCCUCAAGGGGAUAUGAAUACGACAACUUACGUCUUAUCCGUGGCUUUGAGCAUGGUCUCAACCCAAAGAGCUCCGAGGCUGGCUUCAUCCUGACGCAUGUUGACAUGGUCAAAGAGACAGCCCCCUUGAUCCAUGGAGCGGUUCAAAUCCUCGAUGGCGUUGAGCAUGAUAGUCGACGUUCUGAUGUCAAUGAAGGGUUUAGAGAGAUUCUCAAGGCUAUGGAGGUUAUUGAAGCUUCUAUGGAAGACAUGUGGAAGAACUCCAAGCCGGCCGAUUACUUGACCUUCCGUGUCUUCAUAUUUGGGAUUACCUCACAAUCCAUGUUCCCCAACGGAGUCAUCUACGAGGGCAUCAACGACAGCCACCCAAUGUACUUUCGCGGAGAGAGCGGUGCGAACGACUCUAUCAUCCCUCUCCUAGAUCAUCUCCUCCAAAUCCCCAUGCCAGACACGCCCCUAACCAAAAUCCUACACGAAUUCCGCGCCUAUCGCCCCCGCCCGCACCGCGAGUUUUUGUCGUAUGUAGCCAACACAGCCGAAAAACUCAACAUUCGCGAAUUUGCCGUUCAGGACGAUGAGACUGCGAUCCUUUACCUCAAGACACUGGACCAUGUACGUAGUUUCCGGUGGAGGCAUUGGUUGUUUGCGAGGGAGUAUAUUAUUCGUCGAACGUCGCAUCCGACGGCUACGGGGGGAAGUCCGAUUGUUACGUGGCUACCCAAUCAACUCUCGGCAGUAAUGGAUCUCAUGAUCGAGAUUUACGAUACGUACAUCAAAGACAAAGCAACCGCAACGGUCAUCGAUGGCCCUGCGCGUAGCGACUCGGAACCGGAUCUGAUUGCUCUUUACAAGAAGCAAAUUGUCCCCAUGAUGGAGCAGGUUCAUGAGCAGAAGGAGAAAUUGGCGCGGGAGGUGGAGAGGUGGUGCAAGGAACGGGGUGUUUGA
Messenger RNA from Talaromyces marneffei, 1437 nucleotides. RefSeq lists its product as uncharacterized. Gene Ontology annotation, molecular function: heme binding; metal ion binding. Lineage: Eukaryota; Fungi; Ascomycota; Eurotiomycetes; Eurotiales; Trichocomaceae. The coding region runs from base 1 to 1437 and encodes 478 amino acids. The transcript has 6 exons. The record is from RefSeq and is a predicted model, not a curated record.